UCAUAAGGAGCGGACGAUCUCACUUUUAUCACCAACCUCUCUAUUUAUUUUUCACAUUCUUCUGAAGGGUUCGUUUCUUCCGUUGUAUUUUAAUUAGAUAUUUUAAUACUAAAUACAUUAACGCAACACGGCCCAGGACAAGUCUACAAGGGAAUUUCGCUUGAAAUUUAUUUUAAUAUUUUUCAGUGUCGUGUUUUUUUUUGUUUUUGUUUUUUCACGGACUUUAAAAAUCCUGAAUCCAAAUUUCCGUGGACGUUCAUUUGCGUAAAAUCCGCUGAUCAGAACGUCACGCAUCAUCAUCAUCAUCAUCAUCAGCAGCAGCAGCAGCAGCGGGAGUAAAUAAGCAGUGUCUCGUCUGAAGGAUGGAGCAGCUCAGUCAGUGGCUCUGGAAGCAGGAAUACUGGCUUCCUCCGGGAAUCAGCUGGGAGGAUAUGGAGAAGAUGGAUGGCUCUCAGCGUCCGGUCCCGCGGGAUCUGCUCCUGGCUCUUCCUCUGGCUCUGGGAUUCAUCAUGCUUCGUUUCGCUUUUGAGAGAUGUGUGGCGCUUCCUCUCAGCAGAGUUUUCGGAGUGAGAGAUCGAGUUUGUUUGAAAGUCACUCCAUUCCCAAAUUUGGAGGCGUUUUACACUAAAAACAGCAGACAGCCGACGCAGAGUGAGAUCACCAGCCUGGUUAACCAGUGCAACCUGACUCAUAGACAAGUUGAGACCUGGUUUCGUAAACGCAGAAACCAGGACAGACCCAGCAACAGUAAGAAGUUUUGUGAGGCCAGCUGGAGGUUUGUGUUCUACCUGGUUGCUUUCACCGCGGGAUUCGCGUCUUUAAUUAACACGCCCUGGUUCUGGGAUCAGAGAGAGUGCUGGAGAGGGUUUCCUCAACAGCCGGUUCAGGACGCUCAUUACUGGUAUUACAUGCUGGAGCUGGGCUUCUACUGCUCUCUGCUGCUCUCUGUGUCUGUGGACGUCAAGAGAAAAGAUUUCAAAGAACAGAUCGUCCAUCACUUCGCCACUAUCUUCCUGCUGGGUUUCUCGUACUGCUCCAACUAUAUUCGGAUCGGGACCCUGGUGAUGCUCGUCCACGACUCGUCUGACUUCCUGCUGGAGUGUGGCAAGAUGUUCAACUACGCCGGCUGGAAGAAAACCUGCGACCCAUUGUUUGUGAUUUUUGCUGCUGUAUUCCUGGUUACACGUCUGAUUGUGUUUCCCAGCAAGAUCAUCUACACCUCUCUGGUUUUGUCUAUGGAGAUGUUUGAGCCCUUUGUGGGAUAUUAUUUCUUCAAUGCUCUGCUGCUGGUGCUGCAGGCGCUGCACAUUUACUGGGCUUAUCUCAUCCUCAGAAUGAGCUACAAGUUUCUCUUCUUAGGGAAAUUGGACAAGGACGAACGCAGCGAUGACGAAAGUGAAGCCGAGGAGGAAGAGGAGGAGGAAGAUGAGGAGGAAGAUCAGUCCUGGAGGAAGAGGAGGGUGGUUCUGGACUCCAGGCUGGCGAUGCUCAGCUCCAGCUGUGUUUUAAAUAACCUGGCCAAUCAGAAAACCAACACGAACAGGAGACUGUUGAAGACCAGAUAGCAUCUCUCUGAGAGCCUCAGAGCAUCGCUGCAGAAGACACACACAUCUCUCCUUUACACAAGGAUGAGGGAUUUAUGAUCAAUGGAUUUCUUAUGAAUUUCUCUUUAUUUAGUUGCACCUCAUAUCAUUACUAAAAAGAGUAGAACUUGAAUGGAAAUAAAAAUACUUGCUGACAUGUGUAUUUAGUUCCCGACAGAGCAGCAGAGCAACUCAGUAAAUCAGUAAUCAGUGAUGUUCAGUCUGUAAUUAAUAGGCUAUAAAGGACUUUUAACUGGAAAUACACUGUAUUUAGUGUGCACUUGUAUGAUGAAAAUACUGAGGUAUGUUUGAAAUCAAUGAUUUGUUUUAUAUAUAUAACAAAACAUGUUGAAUGUCACUGGAAUAUGUUUUAAUGUACUCUGGCAGAAUACAUGAAUAUAUUGCGAAA
Messenger RNA from Carassius gibelio (silver crucian carp), 1992 nucleotides. RefSeq names its product ceramide synthase 2. Gene Ontology annotation, molecular function: DNA binding; sphingosine N-acyltransferase activity. Gene Ontology annotation, cellular component: membrane. Bases 363 to 1565 code for a protein of 400 amino acids. The transcript is spliced from 11 exons. Gene Ontology annotation, biological process: ceramide biosynthetic process. The record is from RefSeq and is a predicted model, not a curated record. Lineage: Eukaryota; Metazoa; Chordata; Actinopteri; Cypriniformes; Cyprinidae.